AGGAGGUGUUAGGGUUUGUGCAGGCAAUCGGCAAUACGAGAGUUCGAUUGGGCUAACCGCUUGCUCUCCCGGUAAGCAAACUCGGAUUUCAUAGCAAUCGAAAUAUUUGAAGAUCAGAAACCGAAGGAAUUAGAGUUCCAGUUCUCAAUCAAAUCUGAUCAAUUGAUAUAUCCAGUCAAGGUUAUGCAUUUUGAAAUGGAGAUGACACUCAAGGAAGACAACCCAGAUUCUCCAAUGUCUGGAAUCUAUGAGAUACCUGGUGAACCUGCAUUGGUUAUCAAUGGGGUGCCUCCUGUAUGUACCAGUGUCAAUGGUAGUCUUGUUCCCUACAAAGUUUGUUGUGACAUAGAUUCAAAAACAAAUGAGUCUUUGGGUGACUGGUUAGAAGGUAGAAAAGUUCAAAAGCUAUUUGGGGAGAAGUUCUUUAAUGGGGAAGUUACCAAAUUUGACAAAGAAUCGAAUUGGUAUAGAGUGGUUUAUGAUGAUGGGGAUUUUGAAGAUCUUGAAUGGCAUGAGUUGCAGGAAGUUUUACUACCUCUUGACAUCACAAUCCCAUUGAAGACAUUAGCAUCAAAAGUCAACAAGAGGAGGCAAAAACAUGAUAAAAAAUCUGGUAGAUCUGUGAGUAAGCCCAAAAUCCACCAACAUAAAGGUUUGGAAUCCGAGGUUGAGAAAAUGGAGGUCUAGAUAGCAAGUAGAUUAGUGGUUGCUUAGUUAUGAAGCUCCUUGGGAUUUCUUCUGCAAGGAGUUCAAGGUAUUCGAUAUGAUUAGUCCUCAUUUAGCCCUUUCUCAGCCAAUUUACCUGUCUUCAUUUUGUGGGUCUUUUAUCUAGGUUGUAAAUAUAUAAUAAUAAUAAAAAAGUCAAGGCAGAGCUAGAAUUUGAAAUGCAAUGACAUGUAGAGGUUUGUCCCUUUGUGUGAAUAAAAGAUUAUGUAUCUUGCUGGGA
Molecule: messenger RNA, 946 nt
Organism: Lactuca sativa (garden lettuce)
Lineage: Eukaryota; Viridiplantae; Streptophyta; Magnoliopsida; Asterales; Asteraceae
Source: RefSeq, a predicted model, not a curated record